UUAUUUCCGUUUCAAUUGCGUGAAUAAGCAAAUCAUUUUCCAGCACAGUAUCAAUAAAACACGCCGAAAUGUAUGUGAAUGGCAAUAGCUGGAAUAUUCACCAUUUGUUCUGCUCUGGCAAUCUACCGAGUCCCUUUCCCGCCAAUCCCGCUUCCAGAUUCACACUAGAGUGUGUCGGCCGGAGAGCGAAGAGCGCGCUUCCCCUCUGUUCCAGUCUAUUGAGCGCGCGGCACUUGUUCCCGCCGGGAGCGAAGGCUUGCGCAGGAGGGAAAGAGAGAGAGGUGUGGUGGAGAGAGACAGUUGACGGAUGAUGUGUUGGAAGUCGGGCUGGAAGGCCGAGAUGAGCAGGCAGCUUCCAAUGCGACGAGGAGAACUCGCUCCAGUCGUGCGGUGUACAUACUCAGCAUAGCGCCGCUGCUUUCGCACCGCUCGGUCGGAUAGUCAAUACGGAGACUUCAGUGAGGGCUGUACCGUGAGAGUGAGUGUGCGUGUCGUUCGCGAGGCGAUGAGCUAUUUGGUGUAUGUGGAGUAAUUUCCAAUUUGGAGCAAUAAAGUGUCUUGUUAAAUACUUGGUCAGUUGCGUGAAGAUUAUAGAAGAGUCUGUGGCCGAGAAGAUAUUUGCGACUCACCUGGUGCUGCGUCAGCGUCUCAAAAAUGGCCCGUGGAUUUGUGUUAAUAGUCCUAUUGUUUCCUCUCAUCUCACAAAUGGACGCCCUGACUCUGGAGGAAAAAAUUCGCGAUGAUCCGGAUUUAUCUCAGUUUUAUUCAUUAUUGGAAAGGAAUCAAAUUGCAAGCACGGCACUCAACUUCCGGUCGUUGACUCUCUUUGCGCCCACCAACAAGGCAUUCCAGCGCUAUUUCGGGAAUAAGACUUACGUCCUCUACCACAUGUUAACUGUGGCAAGUACUCUGGAGCAAUUGAAGCCAUCUGUGACUUCAGAUAUGGAAGGAAAUCCUCCACUCUACAUAACGAGGAGGCGACAUCAGAAUAUAGAUCAGAUAUUUGUCAAUAAUGCACUAAUUAUAAAGUCAAGAUCGAAUGUUCAGCUCAUUAACAAGGAAGGGAAGAAGCAAAUUUUACACGUGAUUGACGACGUCUUGCAGCCACUGACGACAAUUUCGUCCUCCACAGUGGACGUGCACAAUCCCGAUGCCUUCCAAUUCCUUACCUUCUCAGAGAGUCUGGACAUUGGCAACCAUCGGGUGCGAUCGUACAGACAGAAGGUGAUCUUGCACAAGAAGGAGUACUUGUACCAAACUCCAGGAGCACACACUUUCUUGAUUCCCGUCGAGGAGGGAUUCAAGUCGCCUCACAGACCCGAGAUGAUCGAUCGAAAGGUCAUCGAUGGGCAUAUUAUACCGAAUCGCACGGUGUUCACGGCAGCGGCUCCGCUGGACGAUCCCCUGCCAACAGCUGCCUUCGAGGACAAUCUGAAAGUGUUGAUCACAUUCUUUUCCCAGGCAGAUGGCAAGAAUAUAAAAACAUACGUGAAGUCACAGACCCUCAUUGGUGAUUCUGUGCAUGCUCCUGGAGUGGUACUUUCGGAAAUUGUGAGAGCCAACAUCCCCGUGGAAAAUGGGGUGGUGCACUUGAUCCAGAGACCAUUAGUCAUUGUGGACACCAAUGUGAUUCAGUUUCUAGAGGAGAAAGAGGACGGGCCGCUGUCGAAAUUCUUCGAAGUCAUUCAGGACUUCGGUGCGGAGUUCGUGCAGCAGAUCCGGCGAAUGAAGGACGUUACCCUCUUCGCGCCCAGCAAUGAGGCUUGGAGUGACACCAAUUUGAACAACAUCAUCCGCAACAGGGAGCGGAUGAGGGAGAUUCUCAAUCUUCACAUCGUUAAGGACAGACUCAACACGGACAAGAUUAAAACGAAUAAUCUCAAUCAGAUUAAUCAAGUCCCGACGCUGGUGGAUCGCCGAUUUCUCUACUUCAAUAUUUUCACAAAUCGUGACCGAAAUCAGACGAUAACAGUUGAGGGUGGCGGUGUGAAUGCCACAAUAAUUCAGGCGGAUAUUGCGGCUACAAAUGGCUUCGUUCACAUCAUUGAUAAAGUCUUAGGUGUACCGUAUUCCACAGUUUUGGAUAAAUUGCGAACGGAUCCCAUGCUAAAGCACACAUUCAACAUCGGAAGCCAUGGGAGGUUCAACCAGCAGCUGGCGGAGAAGACCAAGCGAUUUACAUAUUUUGUACCGAGAGAUAGAGCUUGGAAAAAUUCUGAAGCUGUCUACCCUAAUGCUCUGCGAAAGCUUUUCCUCCCAGAAUAUGCACAACAAGCGUCUGAAAUCUUGGGGCGUCAUCUCAUUGUGGGCGACAGAGCAUUCACGAUGGGGGAGCUGCGACAAUUUGCCAAUCAAACCGUUGAAUUGCCCACAGUGCGAGGAAUGCUGAGGAUCCGCGUGAAGGAGGAAGAUCGACCGGAGGAGUACUUUUUGCAACCACAUAGUUUUGGAUACUCCAUUCUGUACAACAAUCGCUGGAUUCAGGUGUACCGGCCAGACGUUGAGUGUACAAACGGCAUUAUUCACGUCAUCGACUUUCCCCUCCUGGAUGACACAGAUUCCAUAAUUAGUGGGGCACCAGCGAAAUAUCCAAAUCUCGCCUCGCUGGCUCAUCUGCUCGGCGCCAUUCUCCUCACGAGGCUCCUAAUUUAAGCGCGACGCCGCGACAAUGCCAAUUGAUAUUAGGAGAAUAUAAUUACGAAAGACUAACGAGAGCAAACCCAGGGAUGUAAGCAUUUGGAGGAGAGGCACAGCUGAGUGGAUAUGCUGAGUCCCUCUUAUCACGAAAUAUCUCGGGAUUACAUUAUAUAGAGCGUAUCGACAGAUUUUCUCAUACAUAAUCAUCAUCGUCGUGUGAAUAUUCCUUUGAAUGUGUGCUUCAAUGCCAAAAACACUCUACUCGAUGUCUACAGAGAUUAUGAUGUGACAUUCUAUCAGGAAAAUCAUCUCGGAUUAGGGAUCCUGCGUGUACCGCACAAUCGACACAUUGUGGUCUAGUUGUGCGAGAAAAGUAAGACACACUCAUCACCCUAAAGUCCCCGCUCUUCCGCCGUCUGACAUGAUUUCCUGAUGAAGAGUGUGCGAAAGUGCUAAGCCAAUAGACGCUGAAAUGGCAUUUGUGUCAACAUUUUCCUCAUCAUGUCGAGAAAACAUCGUGUUUUGUGGCUCUGGCGACAGACCGAUAUUUAAUUUACAGCCACAAAUCUUGCAUUGUGACAAUUAUUAUAUGUGUCUCUCUAGACUAGAGCCAACACUUUGGAGAACGCUAUUGUCUUUUGAAGUAGAACUUCCGCAUCAUAGAAACUAUCAUGAAUCGUAGGAGGAACUUUAAAAUCCGAGAUGACACUCGUGUCUAUGCAUCCCUGCAACUAUGCUGCAUAAUUGAGUUUAUAGAAGUGUAAGAAGAACUCGAGAUUGAGCAAAAUAUUGCAAUAGAUAUCUAGAAAUCUCUCAUAAUUGAGUUUGGUGGCUUUGUGUGUUUGAAAUCUCAUUUAAUCAUCAGUAUUGUAGUAUUUUCCAAGCAUCACUAUACAUUUUAUAUAUUGUAAUUCUACGUAAAACAUUCCGCUUGCACAUUGUUAAGAAGUUGGUUAAGAAGAAACUUUUUGAAUGACUUUUGCUUUUGAUUUCGCUCUCAACUUUGCUCAAUUUCGAGUUGAAAUGUGAAAAGGCGUCUUUCAAAUUCAAAUUGGCAUAGAAUUUUUACUCACUGCAAAAAGAGGAUUAUCAAAAGAAUGCUAUGAUUAUAUUGUUUUCGGUAGCGCUCAGCCCAACAAAUUAUCAAUCAAAACUAGUCUCAUAUAACAUAGGGAGUGUAUUAUUUUGCCAAUUUGAGUUUUGGAGAUGAUAUUAUGUAUAUAAUACAAACCAAAUUUUAUUUAAAAAAAAACCCCAUAAUUUGACAAUUUAGGUCAAGAAUGUAUUUGCACAUUUCAUAAGCGGGUAAAAUACAUGUUCUUACAUAAUAUUAACAAAAGAAGAGAAAACAUGCUGGGAAAUUAGUACUAUAUUGACGAGGAGUAAAGUAUAAUAAGUAAAAUCUUUAUGGAAGAGAUAUUUUAGAGUAUGAUCGAUAGAGGAGUAUGAGAAAGAGAUGCAUUUAGAUAUUAUAACAGAGUUGAGAAGAGAAACUUUUAGAAUAUUAUACUAUCUCUUGAUCUUUUAUAUUGUGUCUCAUUUGAAAAAUGUAUGCUUUUAUAAGAGUCUAGUUUUAGUUAUGAUCUAAUAAAAAUGAUAUAAAAUGCAGAUGUAUGUAUCUAUUUUUAAUAUAGACUGUACGGAUAUAAUAAAAAUCAUGUUGUUCAUAAUAAUAUAGAGAUGAGAAGGAAAAAGAAUUUAGAGUAAUGUGAUUUGAAUUGGCUUAAACCAUCUCAUAGCGUAGGAGAGAAUUAUAUAGAAUAUUUCACCAAACAUGAAAGUAUUGUUCAUAUUGUUCACACAAAUGACAUUCGUAAAUGAACUAGUGACUAUAAAUCCGUAUAGAAACCCUAAUAUUAAAGCUGCUUUAGUGCCUCACCACUGUUCUCUGUAACGUCUAAACUAUAAUGAUGUACGAAUCAAAUAGAGGGAUGGAAUAUAGUGAGAGUUAUUGAAACGAUUUUAAAGGGAAUGUGCUACGUUGAUGUCAGGGGAAAUAAGUUAUAAUGGUGUAUUGAUUUUGUGAAAUUACAUUAUCGUCAUCAUGCUCGUGUCGUGUCAGAGUGAAAUUUUCGCAAUUUAAUUUCCUACAGCAGCGCAACAAAUCAUUUCGAAAAAUACAGCAAAAAUUCUGAACUGAAUAUUUCUAAUAUAAUUAAUUCAGGAAUUAUUUGUCGUGCAUACAGUUCGUUAAUUCUGUCCCAAUAGGUGCAUAAUAAAUGAGGAAAUCUGAUUAUUUCCCCCUUUCAAUUAACAGAGAUUGAAUAUUAACGCGCCGUUUAGCACACAACAAAUCUUUAUGUCAGAUAAAAGAGCGAUAAACCUGAUAAAUCAAAUGAAUACACUCUGCAAAGUGAGGCAAUAUGUAGAGAAAGGGAUGAAAAUCUCGAUCAUGUACUUACAACAGAAUCAGGAAACCCCAUUUUCCAUGUGUUCGAGAGCAAUUUCGGGUGCAGGAAAAGGAAAAUUUGUCCGAAGUGCCGCUGAAAACUGCAAUGGGAUACUUUAUUGCAUUCACGAGACUCUCGAGUAUAUAACUAAACUCACUGUAGACCAUUUCAUGAGCUCACCAAAAGCGUCCAUUACCUCAUCAAUAGCUGCCCACAUAGAACUUCCCCUUCGAACCCAUUUCCUGCCCUCAUGGGAAUGAUACAAACUAACAUUUGUAGUGUCUUGUUCUGUGUUCGGGACAUUUGAGGUGAAUUUAUCGUACAAAUUAAACUGUUGCAUCCUCAGCGUGUAAUUCUGUUUUCAAUACAACAGGAAAUGAACUUUCAUGAUAAUUGCGGCUGAGUGAAAAUAUUUAAAUUUACUGAGAAUGAUGAUUUUUGAAAGAAAAGAAAAAAAUUUACAUUUAAGUGCCGAAUAUAAGUUUUAUGUAUGACAAAUUGUGUUUGUAACAUAAAAGAAAGCUAGAUGGAAUAAAAUCUCGUA
Messenger RNA from Phlebotomus argentipes, 5571 nucleotides. Its product is annotated as fasciclin-1-like. NCBI's taxonomy places the organism in Eukaryota, Metazoa, Arthropoda, Insecta, Diptera, Psychodidae. The coding region runs from base 655 to 2652 and encodes 665 amino acids. The record is from RefSeq and is a predicted model, not a curated record. The transcript is spliced from 11 exons.